CUUUAGUUUUUUCUGCGUUUUCUUCAUUAACAGAACGUUAUCCCCAAAACCCAGUUUUUAAACCUUAAUUAACCUUUGGGACCAUUUCAUGUUUGACCUUCUCUUCCUCAAAAUUUUCAUGCUUAAUUUUUCAUUAUUGUCAUUUUCCAUCUUCUUCUAAUUUGGGGGCCCAAAAAAGGUUAAUCUCUUUUCUGGGUCCUUGCAAUUCACCUUCAUGUUGAAUUGAUUUGAACGAAUCAAUUAUAAUUUGAAGCUGCAAGGUUAAAAGAUUCAAUUAUGAAUAUUUGAAAGGAUGUCUAAUAUCUUGCAGCUCUUAUAUAUGUGCCUUUAUGUAUAAAAAAAAAAUAAGAAAUUAGAACAAAAGAUACACACAAUUUCAUUGUUGUGCCUCCUCAAAAGAACUCAAAAACCUUGAGUUCUCAAAUGGAUAACAAAGGAAGUAGCAAGAAACUAAAAGUGCAAGUUAACCUAAAGGGAGACGACGACGACAGCGACAGCGACGUGGAUUCUAUUAAGAGAUAUUCUGUCUCUUCUCUAUCGUCAGAAUCGUCAUUAGAUCCUGACGAUAGAGAAGAACGGGGAAAUAGAAAUAGUUUCGAACAUAGUUAUGAUCUACAUGUAUAUGAUUCUCCCGUAUGGAGCUACACGGGUGCUUCAACUGCACAGUCUCCAUCUCAUUACACAAUGGAAAGCGGUUAUGAUCCGAACAGAAUUCCAGCAUCUGUGUUCGGUAAAUCAAAUCCUAACGAACAAUGGAGUGUUGCAUCAAAUGAAUCUUUGUUUAGUAUCCGAUUAGGGAAUGGGAGUUUCAUAACUAGGGACAUUUCUUUUGCAAUGAACAAUAAUAAUAACAAAUCCGGGGAACUUUACAAUGUUUCCAUGCCAUUGCCAACUGUUCAGGAAGUGAGUUAUGAAGAAAACAACAACAGAAACUCCGACUCGUCGGAUUCGUCGGACAGAAGCGUGGUUCUUGAUUUGGAAAAGCAUGAGCAUAAGAAUGAUGAGGAAUCAAGAAAAGUUGAGACAAAAGUAUUGGACAAAACAACAAUGGAUCAUCAUAGUAAAGAAGCAAAUAAUGUCCCUAUUGUGUCUUACAGAUCCAUGGAGAGCGGUCGUUCGUUUCAGUUUCCGAUAUUAACAAAUAAUGGAGAAAGAAUAAGUUCUUCAACAGUAGAAUCAGAAAUGCAUGAAAAAACUGAAAAGCAACAACAGCAGCCAGAGAAAUCAUCGCCGCCGCGGCCUCCUCCUCCUCCAAAAGCUAAAAAGGCAUCAAAACAAGGUGGAAGAUAUUGCUGUUUUUGCUUCUCAUGUUUCUGACAGAUGAUAAGUCUUCAAAAUGAUGUUGAAACAGAAAAACAUUAAAUGACUCUGCCCCUGUUUAAGAGUGCCACCUUUUAACAUAUGCAAAUGCAAUGCUUGAUUUUGAUGGUAAGUGUCUUAAAACAACAGCAAUAAGAGAUUAAGAUUGAGAAAAGAUAGAAAAAAAAUGUUUGGGAGGUAGAAAAUUGAACAAAUUUUGUACUAAACAAAAGUAUUUGGUCUAUUUCUUUGUUUGUAUUAUGAAUCUAGAAACUACGAUUGAGACAAAAUUAAAAAAAAAAAAAAUUGUAUCUCCAAUGUUUCGCCUCUGAACAAGUUUUUGAAGAGGCAGAAAAUUGAACAAGUUUUGUAUCAAAACAAAAAUAUUUUGUUUGCUUCUCUUCUCAGUCUUUCUAUUAUCAGAAUCUCUGUAUUUAUGUUUUAACACACUUACCAAGAUUUCAAAAUGAUGGAGGAUGAAGAUCAAGGAAGAGAAUCUGAUUAUCCUGCCAAGCUUUACAUUUUUUUCCUCCCACUUUCCUUAGAUUUUGUUUGGUGGGAGAGAAUGUGAUCAAAGAAAUAGUAU
Molecule: messenger RNA, 1885 nt
Organism: Arachis ipaensis
Lineage: Eukaryota; Viridiplantae; Streptophyta; Magnoliopsida; Fabales; Fabaceae
Source: RefSeq, a predicted model, not a curated record